UUUGCUGGUACUUUAGUGAAGUUGAGACGUAAAUGUUUACAUUGACUCACCCGUUAUAGUUUUUGACCUUAGUGAUAAUAAGGCAGAUAUCAGCGAGUCAACAUAUGAUUUCAAUCUUAAAUCACGACAGAGAAUAUCGAGACCACUCUCUUGUGACAGGGACAUAUCGACUUUGAUACAAGGUCAAAGCCUCGAUAUGAACAUGAAGACGUGUCUUUUAGUUUCUGCUGUCCUGUUAGUGGGCGUGGCUUAUUAUGUAUAUUACCCUUUCCCACCUGACGCUGACGAACCGUGGAAACAGAUGAUGUCAAUGGUCUUUAUACGAACGAUCAAUCAUGUGUGUAACUUUGAAGAAAACAUUGGCUAUUCAUCAGAAAUACAAUGCAGACAAUGGUUUUCUAGUUUUCUGACUAAAACUCGAGAGGAGCUGAGUGACGCAAAUCUGGAGGUAACAGAACCUUUAUUCGGUGGUGUAAAAGUGAGACUCUAUAUUCCGAAGGAUUCGAACACAGAACGUAGAGGGUUUGUGUAUAUACAUGGAGGAGGAUGGUAUUUGGGAAACGUCGAUACAUUUGACGAGCAGACACGGAAGAUAGCCCAGGCUUUAAAGGCAGUAGUAGUAUCCAUUGAUUACAGACUUGCCCCGGAACACCCGUAUCCAAUACCGCUAGAGGACUGUAUCCAUGCCACGACACAUUUUCUGAGAUAUGCCAAAGAUUAUGGAGCAGACCCAACGAGAAUAGGGAUAGGAGGUGACAGUGCAGGCGGAAACCUUGCUAUGGCAGUAGCAUUGAAACUAGCAAAAUCAAGGGAAACAACUCUUCCACCUCUACGUACUUUGUCACUUGUGUACCCUGCACUACAGAUGGCGGAUUUCAACCUACCUUCAUACAUCACCUACACAGACGGGCCGUUCUUACUUACGAAACGUUUAAUGAUUUCCGCCUGGCUUAUUUACGCAUUCGGCCACGAGGAACAUUUUCCUUUGUUCUUCAAUAACAGCCAUUUGUCGCCUAAGUCAAGAAAUAACAUUAGACAUUACCUUAAUGAUACAUUGCUUCCGGAAAAUGACAGUCAGAGACAACUUCAGGACAAUGCUUAUUCUGACGAAGGAUUAGCUAGAGAUAUAGAAAGUGUUGUAUCUAACCAGUUUAUUUCACCGUUACUAUCACCUGACGAAGAUUUACGGAAAUUACCGAAGAUGCUUUUAUUCACAUGCCAAUAUGACCCGCUUACAGACGAAGGAAGAAUUCUUGUCAAACGUCUUAGCAAACUUGGGAUUCCCAUUGUUUAUAAACAUUUUACUGGCGUUCAGCACGGUUUCUUGUCUUCAAAGCUUGUGGUCACGAUGAAAGGGAGACAAGCGUUUACUGACUAUGUAGAGUUUUUGGAAAAGGAGCUUUAAAUGAUGUCGUCAUAAUUCGAAAACAGUUAUUCCUGACUUCGUAUUUCAAUAAUCCAUCAAUAAUACUCUAAAGAUCUACCAAACACAUGAAUAUAAGCUCCCCAUGCUUAGAUACGAAAGUAACUAACAACAGUUAAGGGAUAUUAUGUGGUAUCAUCAACAUACAUCUGGAUUAGUAACAAGGCGUUCCGCCUGAGUGUUAAUAAAAACAUACAUUCUA
Messenger RNA from Pecten maximus, 1625 nucleotides. RefSeq names its product arylacetamide deacetylase-like. Gene Ontology annotation, molecular function: triacylglycerol lipase activity; sterol ester esterase activity. NCBI's taxonomy places the organism in Eukaryota, Metazoa, Mollusca, Bivalvia, Pectinida, Pectinidae. Gene Ontology annotation, biological process: triglyceride catabolic process. The transcript is spliced from 7 exons. The record is from RefSeq and is a predicted model, not a curated record. Bases 197 to 1405 code for a protein of 402 amino acids. Gene Ontology annotation, cellular component: cytosol; membrane.